Messenger RNA from Ziziphus jujuba (common jujube), 2343 nucleotides. RefSeq names its product protein NRT1/ PTR FAMILY 8.1. The coding region runs from base 303 to 2138 and encodes 611 amino acids. Gene Ontology annotation, molecular function: transmembrane transporter activity. The record is from RefSeq and is a predicted model, not a curated record. Gene Ontology annotation, biological process: transmembrane transport; oligopeptide transport. Lineage: Eukaryota; Viridiplantae; Streptophyta; Magnoliopsida; Rosales; Rhamnaceae. The transcript is spliced from 5 exons. Gene Ontology annotation, cellular component: membrane.
GCACAGUUUGAAUAGUGUUUAAAUUACAGAAACCAUUAUUUGGCAUUGUAAGCAUCACCAGAAUUGCCUUUCCUUUUCUAUUUGCAACAUUUGUCUUACCAAAUCAUGGGUUUAAUUUCUAUGCCGUCCACUUAAAUUAGGCCUAAACAUACACCCAUAAACAUCCAACCAUGGGUCAAACUUUGCAAUACGCCAAAAUAAAAACCUUCUACAACCAAAAUGGGCUUUAUUUAUGAUAAAUGCUCAUUGCGCUAGUACUGCGCACUAACAGCAACAGCUAGCCAUAGUUCCUUUCGUCCAAUAUGGAGAAAAUUGGAGAAUUAGCUCCUAGUGAUCCGUACGACAAGUCCUUCAUUCAGCCGUCCACAGACAAAGGCAAGCCUGGAGAAUACUGUAAACAAGUCAAGGAGGAAGAAAGCCUGCUGGUAAGCAAUGGAUGCGUGGAUUUCAGAGGCAGAAUUGCAGUAAAGAAAACAACCGGAGGAUGGAAGGCCUCCCCUUUUAUAAUAGUAAAUGAAGUGGCGGAGCGGUUAGCUUUUUUUGCAGUAGCGGUGAACAUGGUGACUUACUUGGUGCUUGAAAUGCGACAAUCGCUCCCAGAUGCAGCUACCCAUGUCACUGAUUGGAUUGGUGCUGCAUAUGUGCUUACAAUCCUUGGAGCAUUUCUGGCCGAUUCUUACUUGGGCCGAUUUAGAACCAUCAUCAUCUUUUCUUGUGUCUAUACAGUGGGAAUGGUGCUGUUGACACUUUCAGCCUCUAUAGACAGCCUACGUCCACCUAAAUGCACAGCACCCCCAUGCAAGAAAGCAACGGACGCUCAAACAUUAUUCCUUUACGGUGCACUCGGACUUAUAGCCCUUGGAACUGGUGGUAUUAAGCCCUGCGUGUCGUCCUUUGGAGCUGACCAAUUCGAUGAGAAUGACAAAGAAGAAGUGCAAAAGAAAUACGCAUUCUUCAAUUGGUUCUUCUUUGCCAUUAACAUGGGUGCCCUCCUUGGCAUCACAGUUCUGGUUUAUGUACAAGACAAUUUUGGAUGGGUCUGGGGUUUUGGAGUACCCACCGCGGCUAUGUUCUGUUCCAUUUUGAUCCUAGCUUCUGGAAUUCCGUACUAUCGUUAUCAGAAGCCUAUGGGAAGCCCGUUUACUAGAUUCGUUCAGGUCAUGGUGCUGUCCAUGAGGAACCAUUUCGGAGGAGUUGAGGUGGGACGUGAAGAUGAACUUUACGAGGUCAGGACUCUGGAGUCUGAUAUCGUCGGCGCUAGAAAGCUUACUCACACCCCACAAUUUAGGUUUCUAGACAAAGCAGCAGUGAUAACAGAUCCAGAAGACAACAACCUAAGAAAGAACCGUUGGAAGCUUUGCACGGUGACCCAAGUGGAAGAAUUCAAAUCAUUCAUAAGAGUGCUCCCAGUAUGGGCAUCCACUAUAGCUCUCUCCAUCUCAUUCGCUCAGCUAUCCACCUUCUUCAUCAGCCAAGCCAUCAUCAUGGACCGCAAGCUGGGCUCCGGCUUCGAGAUCCCAGCCGGCUCCGUCCCCGUCUUCAGCGCCAUCAACGCCCUAAUCCUGAUCCCCAUCUAUGAAAAACUUAUGGUCCCCAUCAUACGCAAACGCACGGGCCACCACCGCGGCAUCACUUCGUUGCAACGGAUGGGAGUUGGGCUUUUCAUCUCCAUCUUCGCCAUGGCUUCGGCUGCCCUGGUAGAGAAGAAACGCCGAGACCAUUCGAAACUGUUGAAGAUGAAAAUGAGCGUGUUUUGGUUGCUUCCUCAGUUCUUCCUCAUUGGGGGCGCAGAGGUGUUCACUUACGUCGGACAGUUGGAGUUCUUUUACGAUGAAGCUACGGAUGGGACGAGAAGCAUUAGCAGUGCUAUGUUUCUGAGUGAGAUUGGGAUCGGAAGCUGGUUGAGUACUGCGGUUGUGAAAAUCGUUGAGGAAGCUACUGGUGGAGAAGAGAAAGGGUGGUUGAGGAAUGAUUUGAAUAAGAGCCGGCUUGAUUAUUUCUAUUGGAUAUUGACGGCCAUUAAUGGAGUCAAUUUCGUGGUGUAUUUGUUGGUGGCUUGGGUUUACAAAGGCAGGAAUAGUACAAGUCGUACUAGGAGUGUGAAGCCUAUUUUCAGUGGUGAUGAUAGUGCUGGAUAACUGGGAAAAAAUUAACGCCGUGUUUGCUUUGGUAGAAAACCAGAAACCAAAAUGAAAUGAUCGUGUUGGUAAAUUUAAUUAAAAGCUUGUUUAUUGUUCUAAAAGAUUUUACUUUUCAUUUUAAUAACCUUCGAUAAAUUUUUAUUCUCUUGAUUUGUUUAAUGAAAGAAUUAAAAAAAAAAUAUACCUAUUAAGGAUUCAUUUA